This is a messenger RNA of Ornithorhynchus anatinus (platypus), 537 nucleotides long. It is a transcript of the gene APOA2, whose product is annotated as apolipoprotein A2. Gene Ontology annotation, molecular function: lipid binding. Gene Ontology annotation, cellular component: extracellular region. Gene Ontology annotation, biological process: lipid transport; lipoprotein metabolic process. NCBI's taxonomy places the organism in Eukaryota, Metazoa, Chordata, Mammalia, Monotremata, Ornithorhynchidae. The coding region runs from base 121 to 423 and encodes 100 amino acids. The transcript has 4 exons. The record is from RefSeq and is a predicted model, not a curated record.
GACGAGGGCCGGGGGUGGGGAUCUGGGAGGGUAUUUAGGCCCCCAACCCCGCACAGCCUGACCCACGGAGCCGGCGCCAGACUCGGACCAGGACCCUCUGCCGCCGCCCCGCCCGUCACCAUGAAGCUCCUGGCACUGACCGUGGUGUUGCUGACCGUCUGCGGCCUAGAAGGCCACGUGAUCCGCCGGGAGGCGGAGGAGGCCGGGGUCCAGGGCCUCUUCGGCCAGUAUUUCCAGACUCUGACGGACUACAGCAGAGACCUGGUGGACAAGGUCAAGGCCCCCGAGCUACAGGCCCAGGCCAAGGCCUACUUCGAGAAGACCCAGGAGCAGCUGACCCCGCUGGCCAAGAAGGCGGGAUCGGACCUGCUGGACUUCUUCAGCAGCCUGGUGGAGUCCGGCAAGCAGGCGGUCGGCAACUGAGGCCGCGGUCGGCCCGGAGGGUCGGGCGCCCCGUCCUCACCCCUCCCCCCCACCCGAGACCUUCCCACCUUAUCCUCGGCCGGCCCGCUUUUCUAAAUAAACACCGAGAGUCGA